AUGGAUUCGCCAGACUUUCUAAUCUCAUCCCUCCGAAUUCUAACAUUUUUCGAAAUUCCCAUUCAUUUUCUCGGCUUCUAUUGCAUCAUAUUUCACACUUCCAAAAAAAUGAAAAGUUUGAAAUAUGCCAUGUUGCGAUUCUGUUUAUGGAGUGCCCUUUUAGAUAUAUCAAUAAGUUGGGCUACCGUACCUUUUGUAUUCUUUCCAAUUCUCGCAGGAAUUCCGAUGGGUAUUUUAUCACGAUCUUUUGAAAUUCAACCAAUUCCUCAGAUCAUAAUUGUUGUUUAUUUGCUGGUUGGUGUUUGUUGUUCAUUGGUUGGAAUCUUAGAGAAUCAAUAUACAAAAAUCAUCACAAAAUCGAAAACACACGAAAACCUGCAAAUCUUCAUUUAUAUAAUUAAUUUUCUAAUAGCCACUACAGUUCUAGUUAUACUUGCUAUAAAUGUUCCAGAUCAAGAAUUAGCAAAACAUGAGAUUCAACUUAUUCCAAAAAUAUAUCUAGAUCUUCCAAAUUUCUUCAUACUUUCUCUAAACAACUUCUUUGUUGGCAUAUUUUUAUCCUCCGGAGGAAUACUUAUAAUUGCUCAAUGUCUAUUUUUCUUCAUCUCUACAUUACGAGAAUUAUAUGCGAACAAAUCGAUAUCUGUCAGAACUCGAACAUUACAAAAUCGAUUUUUCACAUUGAUCUGUGUACAAAUCGCAAUUCCAUUUACUUUAUUGGCUCUUCCGGUGGCUUAUAUCGUUUAUAGUUGCUCGAUUGGUUUUCAUAGUCAAAGUGAGCAAGUGAGCUCGAAGUUUUGCACCGGAUAAACAUUUUUGCAGCUCUCAACAACUUGGUGUUCAUCUUCUUAUCACUUCACGGAACCCUAUCUACACUAUCAAUUAUUUUUUUGCAUUCUCCUUAUCGGAAGGCUGUUUUUUCAAUUUUCAGAUUUCGAUUUAUUUUUGCAAAGAAAAGUCGGACUGAAAUCGCAUCGAUUUAUUGA
Caenorhabditis angaria is the source of this 986-nucleotide messenger RNA. The record is from the annotation of a GenBank genome assembly. Lineage: Eukaryota; Metazoa; Nematoda; Chromadorea; Rhabditida; Rhabditidae.